This is a messenger RNA of Labrus bergylta (ballan wrasse), 2879 nucleotides long. RefSeq names its product SIN3-HDAC complex-associated factor. NCBI's taxonomy places the organism in Eukaryota, Metazoa, Chordata, Actinopteri, Labriformes, Labridae. Gene Ontology annotation, cellular component: Sin3-type complex. The record is from RefSeq and is a predicted model, not a curated record. Gene Ontology annotation, biological process: negative regulation of cell migration.
CGCACUCCGUUCACAACUACCCAGUCCCGUCCACAAGCGCAGACAUCAACAAGGGAGCGGGUUAUUGAUGCGGGGUUGAUUUUCAUAAUAGUCACAUCGUAACGACAAGAUAACAGGAAUAUUUUACUUUGGAUUAACUUAACCCAACUUGCAACAAGAUGUUUGGCUUUCAUAAGCCAAAAAUGUACAGGAGUUUGGACGGCUGCUGCAUCUGUCGCGCCAAGUCGUCAAGCUCUCGUUUUACGGACAGCAGGCGCUAUGAGAAAGACUUCAGGAGCUGUUUUGGACUGAACGAAACAAGAUCAGGAGAAAUCUGUAAUGCCUGUGUUCUCCUGGUGAAACGAUGGAAAAAGCUUCCUGUGGGAACCAAGAAGAACUGGAACCAUGUGGUCGAUGCCCGAGGAGGUCCCAGCCUAAAGAUCACUUCCAGGCCCAAGAAGAUCAAAUCCAUCUCCAAGAAAGACCGGCCGAGCCAGAUCAGCAGGCUGCAAAAAGAGCUCAAAAGAAACAACUCAGAUGCUCACAGCACCACCUCCAGUGCCUCUCCAGCUCAGUCUCCCAGUUACAGCAACCUGUCAGACGACGGCUCCGACGCCGAGCUCAGCCCGGGAUCCAGCCGCUCUCCUGUUUUCUCAUUCCUAGACCUAACGUACUGGAAGAGGCAGAAAGUGUGCUGUGGAAUAAUCUACAAGGGGCGCUUUGGAGAGGUCCUCAUCGACCCCCAUUUGUUCAAACCGUGCUGCCGCAAGGAGGAAGAAGUGGAGGAGGGGGUCGCGGAUGUGAGCGGGCAGAAAUCCACGACAGAAGAGGAAGUGAAGGAGACCCUGAUGUUCCAGAAAGAGCCCCCUCAGCUGUGUGUUACCGUGACAACCGCUCCAACCAUGAGGGGGGCACUGGUGGAGGAAGGCUGGUGAAGAGGAAAAACGUCCCGCGUUGCACACAUCUCUGAAGAAAUGUUGGGGUGCGUUGUUUUUUGUUUUGUUUUUUUCCAAGCACUUAAAGAAGAGGUCGCCUCAGAUUGCCUUCAGUCACAAAGCAGCUGGAAAUCCUUUGGUCAUUUUCUGUAUUCCAAUGUCAAAGGUUUGUUUGUUAUUCUUUUAAAUGGUAACUUAUUGGACUGUUUUGUUUCCUCUUUUUUUUUGUCUUUAAUAUUCUCAUCAUCCUUGUCAUGGACCAUCAUCUGUGAUGUCACUGAUCGGCUUUAGAUGAAAUGCUGGAGCUCGACUUUUGCUGGUACAUUUAAAAAAAAAAAAAAGAUUUUAUUCCAAAACGCAAUAGAUCCACUCAGUUAUAAAAAAAAAGGUGCUACUUGAAAUUCAUCUCUCAACAUUUAAAACGACUAGUUCAAUCAUUAUCAAUGAGGAUAUUUUAUACGCAUACAGUAUAUGAUAAGAUGACUAAUAUACAGAAAUGAGAUUCAUUUAGCUUUCUUUGUGAAGAGUAAAUAUCUCUUUUUUUUUUUUAAAGUUGUGGAGAACUCGUUUUGGAAUGAAUGACACUUUGACAGAGCGCAGAUCUGUACAGUAGCCCCCAGUGUUUGUCGUUCCACUUUUGACAUCCACUCCUAUCAAAGACUCUGUGUUUUGUAGACUGGAUUAGUGUCUCUGUGUCCAAAUAAGUAUGUGAGUCCUGGCUGAAUAAGGCCUUUCACAGCUUCAACAGCAAAUACACCAGCCUUAAUAAUGUGUUACAGACAGUGCUAGUGUUAAUUCUGGAUUGGUAUUAAGGAACAAAAAAGGGACAGUAGCUAUAUUUAUUGUGGCCUCAGCAACACUUAGUGCAUUUUGCAUGAAUGGAAAGCCCACUCAUCCAGACGACCUAACGAUCUGAUGCAUGAGUCUCCUAAAAAAUUGCAUGGCCUUAUAUAAACUGUAAUUUUUACUUUUAUUUUUUUGGUUGUUGUCGAUCUCUUUCUCUGAAGUUUGAACUUAUUUUUAUAUGUAACAAAAAGCAAGAAUUAAAAAGUGUCUUUGCAUAAUAAUACCACACAAUACAACAGCAAAAAAACACAGAAUCGGUCUAUAGUCAUUCACCAAUCUAAACAUCAGUGAUUCCCUUCAUUCCCGGGUCAGUAUAUGGAUUAAAUAAACUUUGUACAAGCUGAAAUUCUAUGCCAUUGCCUCUUAUAUACCACAAAUGUGUGUUGUGAUAUAAAGCCUAAUAUUACUUUAUUUAUCAAAUUAAAGCCAAAGCACAUUGAAAUUCACCCAAUGUCAAAUCAAUGCAGGUUUUCUAUGGACACUUGUGCUUGUCCGAGGUCGUUUGUAUGUAUGUUUAUGGUAUUUUAAAUGAACACUAAUGUGUAAUUUCAUACAUGUGAUGUUGUAGCUGGAAGAACAGGUAGUUAUGUACAUAAGGGGGUGGUGCCACAAGGCUCCUAUAUUGGUUUUUCAUUAUUUAUUUCAUAUUUAUUUGUAUCACUGCAUCUUCACUUAGAAGUGUAAUGCUAUGAAUUAUUUUCAUCUUUAGCUUGUUUGUAGUAGUGGGGAGCGGGUUUUGUACAUCCGAAAUCGAAUGUAAUUCUCUCGCAGGCUUCGUUUUAACAUUGCGUUGAAUUACUGGUUGUCAAUAUUUGUGAAAUGUUGUUAAGUAUUUAUUUUCUUCAUCGGUUGAGUUGCGUGCAACCUAACUUAUUCUGCAGCCAUUACUUUUGGAUUUGUACCACGUAGACUGAAACGAAUGAUAGAUGCAACCAAACUGUACCUUUUCCCUUUUAGCCUGUAGCUUAAAUACGUUACCUAACUCUAGACGUGCAUGUACUGUUGCUAUGCAUUUACUUAGCUUACAAGUUAGACAAAAGCAGUUUUGUAUUUUUUAUACAUCAUGUACUUUUUUUACUUGUCCCUUAAUAAAAGUAAUUUUGUGAGUUUUUUCUUGAA